This is a messenger RNA of Truncatella angustata, 1527 nucleotides long. Its product is annotated as MFS sugar transporter-like protein. Gene Ontology annotation, cellular component: membrane. Gene Ontology annotation, molecular function: carbohydrate:proton symporter activity. NCBI's taxonomy places the organism in Eukaryota, Fungi, Ascomycota, Sordariomycetes, Amphisphaeriales, Sporocadaceae. Gene Ontology annotation, biological process: carbohydrate transport; transmembrane transport. The coding region runs from base 1 to 1527 and encodes 508 amino acids. The record is from RefSeq and is a predicted model, not a curated record. The transcript is spliced from 6 exons.
AUGGCUCUGAUUACAGGCCGCCCCCUGCACUGGGCAAUCACUGCGACUGCUGGCUGCGGCUUCUUGCUUUUUGGAUAUGAUCAGGGCGUUAUGUCUGGCCUCUUGACGGGCAUUGCAUUCACUGGCCAGUUUCCCGAAAUCAAUACCAAUGCUGGGGCCGGUGGUAGUGCCUCACUUCAAGGCACGGUCGUUGCUAUCUACGAGAUUGGGUGCUUCUUCGGCUCCAUUCUUGCCCUUCUUUUUGGUGAAAAGAUUGGCCGUCGAAAGACCAUCAUGGCCGGAUGUCUUAUACUCUGCAUUGGUGGAGCUCUGCAAGCCUCGGCUUACAACAUUGCUCAUCUUAUUGUCGGCCGCAUAGUCGCAGGAUUUGGUAAUGGGCUAAAUACCAGUACUAUUCCUGUCUGGCAUUCCGAGUUGAUGAUGGCGCACAAGCGCGGCAAAGGACUAAGCAUAGAACUAGCUAUCAAUAUUUUCGGUGUUAUGACAGCGUAUUGGGUGGACUACGGGAUGUCUUAUGUCAACAACGCUUCGCAGUUCAGAUUUCCUCUGGCUCUUCAAUGCGUUUUUGCAUUAUUGACCUUUCUAUUCAUCAUUCCACUGCCAGAAUCACCCCGUUGGCUUAUUGCUCGAGAUCGACACGAGGAAGCGCGAAAAACUCUUAAGGAUCUGCUCGCCAAGCAAACUUCCACAGCAGACGGUAUCGAAUUUGUCAACCGGGAAAUGGCCGAAAUCCAACAUGCGAUCCACGAGGAACGAGAGGCUGCCCAGGGUAACUCUUACAAAGCAUUACUCAGGAACGGUGAACAGAAGUUCUUCUACAGGACGAUGCUUGGAAUCGGUGGACAAUUUAUGCAGCAGCUCUCCGGAAUCAACCUGAUCACCUACUAUGCUCCGAGUAUAUUCCAGAACUCUGUCGGACUCUCACACGACCUUUCUCUGUUAUUGGCUGGGUUUAACGGCGUCGCUUACUUCGUUUCAUCUUUAAUUCCUAUUUGGGUUAUUGAUAGACUUGGCCGUCGGAAGUUGAUGCUUUUCGCAGCUGCCGGGCAAGGUUGCUGUAUGGCCAUCCUUGCCGGAACAGUUCAUAAUGGCACAGCGCCUGCUGGUUAUGUGGCCACCGUUAUGCUCUUUCUGUUCAACUUCUUUUUCGCAGUUGGACUUUUAGCCAUCCCUUGGCUGCUUCCGGCUGAAUAUGCACCGCUCGCCAUUCGUCAACGUGCAGCUGCACUCGCCUCGGCUUCGAACUGGAUUUUUACUUUCCUCGUGGUAGAAAUCACCCCAAUUAGCAUCAGUAGUAUCGGUUGGCGUACAUAUGUCUACUUCUGCGUUUUCAACUUUUGCUUCCUUCCUUUAAUUUACUUUCUCUAUCCGGAGACGCAAAACCUUACGCUUGAGCAAAUCGAUAAGUUGUUUACCGGUGAAAAGAUUUUAUUGCAUUGGAGAUCGUCAAUGGACAAUGUCGACAUUUCGCAUUCGGAAUUGAAAGAAGAGGUUGAGGAACAGCACGUGGAAAAGUCAGCAGCCUAA